This is a messenger RNA of Choloepus didactylus (southern two-toed sloth), 960 nucleotides long. Its product is annotated as olfactory receptor 4P4-like. Gene Ontology annotation, molecular function: G protein-coupled receptor activity; olfactory receptor activity. Lineage: Eukaryota; Metazoa; Chordata; Mammalia; Pilosa; Megalonychidae. Gene Ontology annotation, cellular component: membrane. Gene Ontology annotation, biological process: G protein-coupled receptor signaling pathway. The record is from RefSeq and is a predicted model, not a curated record. Bases 1 to 960 code for a protein of 319 amino acids. The transcript has a single exon.
AUGGAAAAUAUGAAUAAUGUCACAGAAUUUAUUCUUUUAGGACUUUCUCAGGAAAAGGAAGUCAAUGUUCUCUGUUUUCUACUGUUUUUACUUUGUUAUAUUGCAAUUUUGACAGGAAAUCUGCUCGUCAUGAUUUCUAUCACCUGCAGUCAGCUCAUUAACCAGCCCAUGUAUUUCUUCCUGAGUUACCUCUCACUCUCAGACCUUUGCUACACCUCCACUGUUACCCCCAAGCUAAUCACUGACUUCCUGGCAGAAAAGAAGACCAUUUCCUAUAAUGGCUGCAUGACACAGCUCUUUACCAUGCACUUCUUUGGAGGUAUUGAGGUCUUCAUUCUUAUAGGGAUGGCCUAUGACCGCUAUGUGGCCAUCUGUAAGCCCCUGCACUAUCCUGUCAUCAUGAGCAGGUGGAGGUGCAUCCUCAUCAUUGCUGCUUCCUGCGCUGGUGGAUUCCUGCAUUCCCUUGGCCAGUUUCUCCUCGCCAUCUUCUUACCCUACUGUGGCCCCAACGAGAUAGAUCACUACUUCUGUGAUGUGUAUCCUUUGCUGAAACUGGCCUGUGCUGACACAAGAAGAAUUGGUCUCUUGGUCAUUGCUAAUUCAGGCCUCAUGGGCCUGGUGACUUUUGUCAUUUUGUUGUUAUCUUAUGUGGUGAUCUUAUGCACUGUCAGGUCCUACUCUCUGGAGAAUCGCAGCAAAGCUCUUUCCACCUGCAGUUCCCAUAUCACUGUGGUGGUCCUUUUCUUUGCUCCUUUGCUCUUCAUUUACAUUCGACCAGCUACUACUUUACCAGAAGACAAAGUCUUUGCUCUUUUUUAUACUAUCAUUGCCCCCAUGCUCAACCCUCUGAUAUAUACCCUAAGAAACACAGAGAUGAAGAAUGCAAUAAAGAAAUUAUUGUUCUGUAUCAUGGGAAAGAAAGGAAAUAGACUGAAAGACAUUCUUGAUUCUUACCACUGA